Messenger RNA from Hydractinia symbiolongicarpus, 1018 nucleotides. Its product is annotated as deoxycytidylate deaminase-like. The record is from RefSeq and is a predicted model, not a curated record. Gene Ontology annotation, molecular function: zinc ion binding; dCMP deaminase activity. The coding region runs from base 144 to 716 and encodes 190 amino acids. NCBI's taxonomy places the organism in Eukaryota, Metazoa, Cnidaria, Hydrozoa, Anthoathecata, Hydractiniidae. The transcript is spliced from 3 exons. Gene Ontology annotation, biological process: dTMP biosynthetic process; dUMP biosynthetic process. Gene Ontology annotation, cellular component: cytoplasm.
UGUUUUUUGUUUCUAGUGAAGAUCAAAAGACAUUUUGUAACUAAUUUGCCGCCAAAUUCACUAUUUAAAAGUCAUUCCGUGGAAAUCCGCCCUAAAGGACUCAAUCAGAAACAAAACCGAAAGUCAGGGUGAUCUAAUACAAAAUGUCAGGGGCUAACAAAACUGUUUCAGAAGUUCAAAACCUAAAUCUAAGCGAGAAACGUGUUGGUUAUUUAGAAUGGGAAGAUUACUUUAUGGCUAUUGCCUUUCUAUCAGCUCAGAGGAGCAAAGACCCCGUUACUCAAGUUGGAGCUUGCAUUGUAAAUAGUGAUAAAAAGAUUGUAGGUAUUGGUUAUAAUGGUAUGCCUACUGGGUGUAGUGAUGAUAUAUUACCAUGGGGAAGGGAUGGAGAAACACUUUGUGACACAAAACGAGCAUAUGUUUGCCAUGCUGAGCUUAAUGCUGUGCUAAACAAGAAUAGCUCUGAAAUUAAAGGAUGUACAAUUUACGUGGCUUUGUUCCCUUGCAACGAAUGCGCCAAAGUUAUCAUUCAAUCCGGGAUAAAAGAAGUUGUUUACUACUCCAAUAAAUAUGCUGAUAGAAUGAAAACGAAAGCAUCAUUUCGAAUGUUGGAUUUAGCAGGAAUUAAACACAGACAGCACACACCCAAACAGAAGCAGAUUGUAAUUAAUUUCGAAGACAUCAAUAAAAAUGUGUCACCACCAGGUGAAAGUUAGGGGUUAAUUAGGUCUUAAAACUAUGACAGAUGGUGGAGGAAGACUAACGACUUUUGAGAUUUAUUUAUUAGUUUUAUGUAUAACAUAAACACUUAACUUAUACAAUAACGAUAGGCAAAUAAUUAACCUUUGAUGAUAAAUCUGCAAAGUGGAUAUACAUCAAAACUGUCAGUCCGUGCUGCAUAUAGAAAGCAGGGCGACGUCGACGAAGGGACGCUCCGAAAUAUAUAGGUGAAUGAAAAUUCAUAAAAAUUGUGAAAUUUUUGCACUCUUUUAGAAGUAUGGUAAACAUUUUUAUUGUA